Messenger RNA from Nicotiana tabacum (common tobacco), 1699 nucleotides. The record is from RefSeq and is a predicted model, not a curated record. Lineage: Eukaryota; Viridiplantae; Streptophyta; Magnoliopsida; Solanales; Solanaceae.
UUGGAAGUUUACAUAUAGAGAAUAUUGGCAAUAUUGAUCAUGACGUUAGGUCAAAAGUUAGACGUGUCCCUCAAGGUAGUGUUCCAAAUGGAAGCGCUUGCAGUCAGAUAAUUCAGGAGCCAGAUAGAAUAGGAAAUUCAUCCAAGAGGUCCGAGGUUGGUGUUCCGGAGAUUUCUGGUUCGACCAGAGAAGACGACUCUCCAUUUAAGAGUCACACGGAGAGUACAAAGCUCGACUGUCCUGUAAUUCCUAUAGAGUUUCUUUGCCCAAUAUCCCUUGAGCUCAUGAGGGAUCCUGUUAUUGUGGCUGCCACAGGACAGACUUAUGAGAGAUCGUACAUACAACAAUGGAUAGAUGGUGGGCACACAACAUGCCCAAAAACUCAGCAACAACUCCACAAUCUCACGCUCGCCCCAAAUUACGCACUGCGAAAUCUAAUUAGUGAUUGGUGUGCAAAGAACAAUAUAGAGCAGCCAACCGCCAUUGCAAAUGGGAAAAUAAAGAAAGGUGAUGGAUCAUUUCGCUAUGUUAGUCGAGAAGUAGCGGCUGUUGAGGUAAUUGUACGCAAGCUUUCAAGCAGGUCCAUCGAAGAUUGCAGGGCUGCAGUAGCCGAGAUCCGUUCACUUUCUAAAAGAAGCACGGAGAACAGAAUUUUGAUUGCUGAAGCGGGAGCAAUUCCAGUCUUAGUUAAAUUAUUGACGUCUGAAGACAGGCAGAUACAAGAAAAUGCUGUCACUGCUAUUCUUAACCUUUCUAUAUUUGACGAGAACAAAGGUAUUAUAAUGCUUGCCGGUGCUAUUCCUUCUAUCGUUCAAGUUCUCAGAGCGGGGAGCAUGGAAGCAAGAGAAAAUGCAGCAGCAACCAUUUUUAGUUUGUCACUCGGAGAUGAGAAUAAAAUAUUAAUAGGUGGAUCGGGGGCCAUACCAGCACUCAUUGAUUUGCUUCUGACAGGAGAUAUAAGAGGGAAGAAAGAUGCUGCAUCAGCAUUGUUUAAUUUAUGCAUAUAUCAAGGAAACAAGGGUCGGGCUGUUCGGGCAGGGAUUAUACCAGCACUGCUAAAAAUGCUGACGGAUUCAAGCAGUUGCAUGGUUGAUGAAGCUUUGACCAUUCUUUCGGUCCUAGCCAACCACCAGGAAGCUAAGGCGGUCAUAACAAGAGCUAGCACAAUCCCGGUAUUGAUAGAUCUUCUGAGGACAGGUUUACCUCGUAAUAAAGAGAACGUGGCUGCUAUCUUACUCUCGUUGUGCAAGAGAGAUUCUGAGAAUCUUGCUUGCCUUUGUAGGCUUGGUGCAGUUAUACCUCUUUCGGAGCUUGCUAAGAGUGGCACCGAGAGAGCCAAGAGGAAGGCUACUUCAUUGUUGGAGUACCUAAGAAAGUCUCAGCAGCUCUAACAGGUGUUAUAGCAGUUAGAUUCUCAUUAUUUGUUUCUUUAAUUCUUAUCUGACCACGAAAAUUACACUAUAUCUUAGAGUGUGAUCUAUGAAAACAAGCAUGAGAACAAUCUCAUUCUCAUUGCUUUAUAUAUGUCUAAUUUACUGGGUUUAAGAGUGCCACAGAGUGGUUUGACCUUUUCCUUUUUUUUUUGAAUUACUCAACUACCAGUUCAUUACAUUUGGCGCUAGAUAUAUAAACUAAUGUAGAGAACAGGGCAUUUUGAUAUUUGGAGAAGUGUACUUUAUGUAUCUUUUUAUUUGCCUUU